Messenger RNA from Ascochyta rabiei, 1062 nucleotides. RefSeq lists its product as uncharacterized. The coding region runs from base 1 to 1062 and encodes 353 amino acids. The record is from RefSeq and is a predicted model, not a curated record. Lineage: Eukaryota; Fungi; Ascomycota; Dothideomycetes; Pleosporales; Didymellaceae. The transcript has 3 exons.
AUGUGCCGUUGGUUUGCGUACAUCUCACCAACAGAGCCCUGUCUCCUGUCAGAUGUCUUGAUCACGCCCGCAAACAGCAUCAGCAAGCAGUGCUCCGAGCAUUAUCUUCCUCGACUGCUUCCUCACAACAAGGACAAAGACCUCGAUCACACCUCGGAUGAGCUAUUGCGCAUGCGCAACUCGCUGUUGAACAUGGACGGACUAGGAAUUGCCUGGUAUACCGAAGCAUCGUCUUCCUACGUUAAGCACGUGACUGGUCCUCGGCCGGCACUCUACAAAUCUCAGAACCCCCCAAUCAACGACUUCAAUUUCAAAUCUCUGUGCGAGAACACCGAAACUCAUUGUGUUUUUGCUCAUAUAAGGGCCAGCAGUGGUAGCGUCGUCACUCAAGUCAAUUCACAUCCCUUCGUCUUUGGCCGCCACGUCUUCAUGCACAACGGCGUGAUCUCUAACUUCUCUGCCAUCCGCCGCGACCUAACCAACCUCCUGUCGUUCGACGCAUACUGCAACAUCUUUGGCUCCACAGACUCGGAGCACGCAGCAGCACUCUAUAUCACGAACUUGACCAACCACGGUGACAAGUCGACGUGGGAGAAGCCAUAUUCUCUCAAAGCCAUGUUCGCCGCUAUACGCAAGACUAUUGUUCAAAUCCUGCAACUCCAGCACUCGAAGCUCGGUAGCUCCAAUACACCCAACUCUCUUAAUUUCUGCACCACCGAUAGCACAAAGCUGCUCGCAAUCCGUUUUCGUAACCACACUACCCAGCAACCUCCCAGCCUAUACUGGUCUGAAUUUGCCGGCCGCACGCUCAACACAAAGUACCCUGGACAUCCUGACGGGAAAGAACUAAUUAACGAAGAGGCCGUGCUGGACAAGGAAGAAAAUAUCGGCAAGCAUACGAUCGUUGCGUCAGAACCAACAACCUAUGAUGAGAACGAAUGGCAUUUGAUCCAGGCAAAUCAUGCAUUGCUGGUAGACGAGGAGGGUGAAGAGAUGGAGGUAAAGAUCGAGUAUGAUGAGGAGCUUAAUGCUAAGGAUCCGAAGUUUGAUGCGAAGGAGUAG